GUCAAAAAGCCCACGACGGUUAGACUAACAAAUUAAGCGUUAAAACAUGAAAUCCCUAUUUUAUUAGCAGAUUCUUUUGCCGAACGCUGUCGUUUUGGGGGUUAAAGGCCACCCAAUAAUAUCCCCAAUUUUUACACAACCAAAUUUCCAGUUUCACCACCAACAAUGGCAUUCUCUCUCACACAAUUCCCACUCCCCACCGCAUCACCACCAACAAAACCCACCACCACAAAACUCUCAACAACAUUCAAAUCCAAUUUCACCACCACCACCACCGUAAAAAUCAACAACCACCACCACCGAUUCACCCUCAUCCGCAACGCCGCAGAAGAACAACAACAAAAACCCACAACCACAGAAUCCGAAACAACUCAACAACAACAACAACCACCGUCGGAUGAGGAAUUAUCGGAACUGGGUGCAGAGAUCAAGAAGGCCAUGAUGGAUAGAGACGAGGUUAAGAAAGAUGAGAGUAUAUGGGGCGGAGUAGCGGAGGAGAUUGGCCGGAUUGAGUGGCCGGCGUUUAAUAAGGUGUUAGGGACAACAGGGGUUGUGCUGGGGGUUAUUGCCGGUUCCAGUGUCGUUUUGCUUACUGUUAAUGCCGUUUUGGCUGAGCUUUCUGAUCGGGUGUUCGCCGGACGUGGGGUUCAGGAUUUUUUUGGAUAAGGGGUUGCGGGAUUGGGUGCGGGGGGGGUGUAUGUGGUUACUGUGGUCUGCGGGAUUUUUAGUUGUUUUAACUUGUGUUGGCUGAAAAGAAAUGAAACAGGGAGAUUUUCUAUUUUGUUCUUACUA
Helianthus annuus (common sunflower) is the source of this 792-nucleotide messenger RNA. Its product is annotated as preprotein translocase subunit SECE1. The record is from RefSeq and is a predicted model, not a curated record. The coding region runs from base 166 to 666 and encodes 166 amino acids. The transcript has a single exon. Gene Ontology annotation, cellular component: chloroplast thylakoid membrane. NCBI's taxonomy places the organism in Eukaryota, Viridiplantae, Streptophyta, Magnoliopsida, Asterales, Asteraceae.